AUGGCAAUCCCUCCGCCAUAUGCAGAUCUUGGAAAGUCUGCAAAGGACAUCUUCAACAAAGGAUAUGGUUUCGGUCUGGUCAAACUCGACGUCAAAACAAAGUCAUCAAGUGGAGUGGAGUUCAAAACAAGCGGCUCGUCAAACGUGGACACCAGCAAGGUGACAGGAACUCUGGAGACCAAGUACAAGUGGGCUGAGCACGGCCUGACCUUCACGGAGAAGUGGACCACCGAGAACACGCUCGGCACAGAAAUAUGCAUCGAGGAUAAGAUCACCAAAGGCCUGAAACUGAAUUUCGACACUACGUUUUCACCGAACACUGGAAAAAAGAGUGGCAAAAUCAAGACGGCCUACAAGCGGGAAUACCUGCACGCCGGAGUAGACGUGGACCUGGACUUUGCGGGGCCCACUAUUCACGGCGCAGCUGUGGCGGGCUACGAAGGCUGGCUGGCCGGCUACCAGAUGAGCUUCGACUCGGCCAAGUCCAGGAUGCUCCAAAGUAACUUUGCCAUCGGAUACAAGACGGGAGACUUCCAACUACAUACAAAUGUCAACAACGGUUGCGAAUUCGGGGGCUCCAUCUACCAGAAGGUGAACGAGCAGCUAGAGACGGCCGUCAGUCUGGCGUGGGCUGCGGGCAGCAACGGAACUCGCUUCGGCAUCGCUGCCAAAUACCAGCUGGACUCUAGUGCCUCCAUAUCGGCUAAGGUGAACAAUGCCAGUUUGGUUGGAAUCGGAUACAGUCAGACUCUUAGGCCCGGUAUGAAACUCGUAUUGUCCGCACUGGUGGAUGGCAAAAACAUCAAUGCUGGCGGUCACAAAUUGGGCUUGGGGUUGGAGUUGGAAGCAUGA
Messenger RNA from Nerophis lumbriciformis (worm pipefish), 852 nucleotides. The record is from RefSeq and is a predicted model, not a curated record. Lineage: Eukaryota; Metazoa; Chordata; Actinopteri; Syngnathiformes; Syngnathidae.